Molecule: messenger RNA, 648 nt
Organism: Dendronephthya gigantea
Lineage: Eukaryota; Metazoa; Cnidaria; Anthozoa; Malacalcyonacea; Nephtheidae
Exons: 1
Coding region: 1-648 (215 amino acids)
Source: RefSeq, a predicted model, not a curated record
AUGACAUUAGAUGAAGUGUUGAAAUUCACGUACUGGUGGUGCCGUGAUAUGAAACAAAAUGAAAUACGUCAUGAACUUAACAUUGCUUCUAAUACAGCAGUAGACUGGGACUCGUUCUGUCGCGAAACAUGCGAAGUAACUCUUAUUGAGCGAGAAGAGCAGAUCGGUGGUCCUGGGAAAACUGUUCAGAUUGACGAAAGCAAGUUUGGCAAGAGGAAAUAUCAUUGUGGUCAUCGUGUUGAAGGACAAUGGGUGUUUGGUGGCAUUGAAGAAGAAUCUCGAAGAAGCUUUAUGGUAGCAGUUGACAAAAGAGACGAAGCAACGCUUUUACCUUUAAUUAAGAAACAUGUUGCUAAAGAAACCACCAUAGUUUCUGACUGCUGGAAAGCGUAUUCGAAACUUGAAAUAAACGGUUAUCAGCACCGUUUAGUGAAUCAUUCAAAAGAGUUUGUGAACGAAGAUGGUUUUCAUACAAACAAAAUAGAGGGUCAUUGGAGACAAGCAAAAAGCAAACUACCAUGUUUUGGUGUGCGAAAGCUUGCAUUCUCAUCUUACCUGGCAGAAUUUCUUUGGAGAUAUGAAAAUAAGGGUAAAGACUUGUUUUCUAUAUUUCUUAAUGAUAUUAAAAAAAUAUAUGGUGACUUUUAG